AUGCGCUAUUGCAACUCCCUCUGUAUCAUUCCANAAGCCACUCCCUUACGACCUCUAGCGGCGUAUCAACGGCAUUACUGUGCUAAAACUACUGAAAUAGAACAAUCAAACUUACCAUCGAAAGAAACGCUGUUUAAAGUGGAUUGGCUUCUUGAAUAUGUUACUCCAGCCCUUUUAAAAUCAAGAGUGACACCAUUCUUUGAUAUUUGCCUGGAUGAUGUCUCAUUUGAGGAUAAACUCUACAAUUACAAAUUUUCCCGAAAAUCCCAAUUGUUUUCACAUGUUGCAAAAAUGAGGUUAUAUUUUCGUUAUCGAUCACCUUAUAACAAAGUAGAGAGGAUUGGUUCGUGUAUCUAUGAAAAUGAAGACGUUAUCGUUUUAUUAUGGCGGCUGACUACUCUAGAAUCUAAUUUUUUGUCGUAUUUUCCAUCAUUCAUAACAGGAAAGGAGCAAAAGAUGAACGUAGCUGAAGGAGCCCUUGAUGUUCAUGUUAAUCGUGAAGGAUAUGUCUAUAAAAUCGUGAAUAGAAAGAUCACCGCAUCAGAUCGUGAGGGUGCCAAAGUCAUGGAAGUGAUGAAAGCCGAGCAGGAAGAAGCGCGAAAGAAAGCGGAAGAAAAGGAGCUUCGUCGUCAAGCCGAAUCCCUAAUGGAAGAGGAAAAACGACGUGGAACCGUUUAG
This is a messenger RNA of Haemonchus placei, 678 nucleotides long. NCBI's taxonomy places the organism in Eukaryota, Metazoa, Nematoda, Chromadorea, Rhabditida, Trichostrongylidae. The record is from the annotation of a GenBank genome assembly.